CGUUACAACGAGUGCUUAGUUUAGUUUUCCUCGAUUUGGGGGCCCUGCGGAAUUGGCAGUUCACUUUCGUUGGUGGCUCGAGUGCGACGUGACGUGCGUCAGUGAAAAGCGCUUUUCCAGGCACAGUGCGUCACUACUUGCCUGCAAGUCAGCCACAGCAAUUUCUCGCUAAAUCAAACGCGUUUCGUCAACCGCCGUCCGCUUAGGCAGUAAAAAGUAAACAAACAAUACAAAUCUACAAUCUCACGCGAAAAACAAUAAAGCGAUCGUUCGGGAAAUUAGUGCAACAAGACAAAGGCAGCCCAUUCCGCAUCCAGAUUCAGAUUCAGAUCCAAAUCCAGAUCCGCAAACGAUGGCGUUCAUUUCGAAAGAUUUUCGAUCUCCGGGCGAAACUUGGAUCAAAACCGACGGCGGCUGGGAGCGUUCCAAGGUGCUCGAGUGCGGCGGCAAGCGGAAGCGGCACCACUCGGAGGGCAGCAGCAGCUACCAGGACAGCGACAGUUCGGAGGAGGAGGCGGUGAUGCCGCCGCAUUACCACAUCACCAUCCGGUGUACCAGAGAGAUAGCCGGAUUUAAUGGGCUCAGCGAGGCUGUGAAGCGUCUGGACUUCAGGCGAUCGGUGCGGGAUCGCAAGAGGUUCCACUACAUAUGCGCCUUCCUGCUGCUCGUGUCCAACAAGGGCAUUGCCAGUCUGCCAGGCAGUGCUCAGCGCCAGCUGCUCCAAAUGGUCGAGGAGGUGGCCUCCCAUGUGAAUGACAGCCAGCAGCAUCCGAAUGUGCUGCGCGGCCUGGCCCUGAAGCUGGAGCACAUCGUCAGCCAGGAGAACCAGAAGUGCUGGGGCAAGCCACUGGGUAGCACGUACCUGUGGAAAGAGCACAUGGCCACCAUUAAGCGCAUCCAGCGCGUCGCCAGCCAGAUCGAAAUCCGCGAGCCCGAUCCGGAGGCCAAGCCAAAACUGCACGAACUGCCGGAGGAGUGUGUGCGGGAGAUCAUCCUGUGCAUAGCAGACCAUCGGGACCUGGAGUCGGCCGCCGAGGCCUGGGAGACCAUGGCCAAGCUGGUCUCCGAGCAGCGCAUCUGGCGCGAACUGACGCGCUUCCACUUCAACCAGCGCCAGAUACACACCAUCCUGGACCUGGACAAGUUCAAGCAGAUGGGCGAGAUCAAGGACUGGAAGCAGAUCUAUCACCAACUGCGUCGCACCUAUGGCGUCAACGAUGAUUACCAGUUCGCCGAGGUGCUGGCCCUGUGCCGCUCCUGCUGCUGCCUCUUCUGGCCCUCGGAUGGACACCCGUGCAUCGUGGACCAGAGUCCGGACUACAAGCAGCGGCUUGAGGAGGCCGGUGGCCAGUUGGCACUGGCCCAACCAGUUCCGCCCGCCCAGUUUCUCAAGUACUUCUCGUUGUAAGCCGGAUGAUCGGACCAAGGGAGAGAGAUAGAGAUAGAUCGAAAGUAUUUUUACGGCCCAGUGGAUAGGUUGUUUAUGCGUGUGUUAAAGUUUUACCCUUGGAGAGGAGACGAGAGGAGACGAAAGGAGUCAACAGUCGAGGAGCGGAUCAGAAAAAGCAAAGUGAUAACGAAAUCCCUAAUCUAUAACUACACAUGUACGUUUAUGCGUAAAUCGCCAGGCUCGUUUCGAUUGGUUUGCAGUUUGUCCAGGUAAAGGUUCAGAUUCUAGUUUAGCGUGGUUUCAGUUCAGUUAUUUGCCAACCUGUUGUAUUGCCACAUCUGCCGGAGAGCCACAACCUGUGCAGGACCGAAGAUUACUAUUAGUUGUGUAGACAUAUUUAUCGACUGGCGUGUCAGUUGCCAGGGUCCAAUUCUGGGUCGCUAAUCUUUGAGAGGUCGGGGAGUGGUUAUAGACUUAUUUAGGACACGCAAAACGAACUGCCACAAAACGAGAAUAAGCGAUUAUUUUUUUGUCAAACUGAUUAUUGCAAAACGUGUAUGGAGAAACUAUUUUUAAAGUACCAGUAUGUAUAAUUACCGAUUUGUUCAUUUUAAGACAAACGAUAAAUACACUUUUAUGCAUGA
Molecule: messenger RNA, 2034 nt
Organism: Drosophila santomea
Lineage: Eukaryota; Metazoa; Arthropoda; Insecta; Diptera; Drosophilidae
Product: F-box only protein 32
Exons: 5
Coding region: 353-1408 (351 amino acids)
Biological process (GO): protein ubiquitination
Cellular component (GO): nucleus; cytoplasm; SCF ubiquitin ligase complex
Molecular function (GO): protein binding
Source: RefSeq, a predicted model, not a curated record